AUGGUGAUCGCAAUUGGGUUUGAAGGUAGUGCCAAUAAAAUUGGUGUCGGAAUCGUUCGAGAUGGAGACGUGUUGGCCAACGAGCGUGAAACGUACAUCACACCACCCGGUGAAGGUUUCCUGCCAAAGGAAACGGCUCAGCACCAUCGUUCCCGCGUGCUGGACAUUCUGAGGCGUGCACUGGAUGUGUCGGGUAUAUCGCCCACGGAAAUAGAUGUUGUGUGCUACACUAAAGGACCCGGUAUGGCACCGCCCCUGCUGGCGGUGGCCAUAGUAGCUAGAACGGUAGCGCAAAUAUGGAAUAAACCCAUACUUGGUGUUAAUCACUGCAUCGGACAUAUUGAAAUGGGACGGCUUAUAACGAAGGCUGCUAACCCCACCGUACUGUACGUGAGCGGUGGCAACACGCAGAUCAUCUCGUACGCCUGUAAACGAUACCGCAUUUUUGGUGAAACGAUCGACAUUGCGAUCGGCAACUGUCUUGAUCGGUUUGCACGCAUUAUUCAUCUAUCGAACGACCCUAGCCCUGGGUACAAUAUCGAGCAGAUGGCGAAAAAAGGCAAAAAUUACGUACCAUUGCCAUAUUCGGUGAAAGGCAUGGACAUGAGUUUCUCGGGCAUACUGUCAUUUCUAGAGCAGAAGGCACGUCCAACAGAGAAGCAAAGAAAGACACAAACCAAAGCGAACCAGGAAAAAUGGUCCGAUGAAGAUCUGUGCUUCUCGCUACAGGAGACACUAUUCGCAAUGCUUGUAGAAACGACGGAACGUGCCAUGGCUCACACUGGUUCGAAGGAGGUGCUAAUAGUUGGGGGUGUUGGAUGCAAUGUACGACUGCAAGAGAUGAUGGCCAUUAUGUGCGAGGAGCGUGGUGCCAAGUUGUUCGCAACCGAUGAACGGUUCUGCAUCGACAACGGAGUGAUGAUAGCGCACGCUGGUUGGGAAAUGUUUCGCAGCGGAACACGCAUGGCGUGGAAUGAUUCGACUAUAACACAACGAUUCCGUACCGACGAGGUGGAAGUAACUUGGCGCGAUGAUUGA
Anopheles marshallii is the source of this 1038-nucleotide messenger RNA. RefSeq names its product tRNA N6-adenosine threonylcarbamoyltransferase (gene Tcs3). Bases 1 to 1038 code for a protein of 345 amino acids. The record is from RefSeq and is a predicted model, not a curated record. Lineage: Eukaryota; Metazoa; Arthropoda; Insecta; Diptera; Culicidae. The transcript is spliced from 2 exons. Gene Ontology annotation, cellular component: cytoplasm; EKC/KEOPS complex. Gene Ontology annotation, biological process: tRNA threonylcarbamoyladenosine modification.